GUCGGCUUUAUGCCAUGCAGACGGGAAUGAAACUGGACAGCAAAACCCCAGAAUGUCGGAAGUUUCUUGUGCAACUGAUGGAUCAGUUAGAAACAGUAAGAUACUUUGUCAGCUACACUAAAGGUUGGAAACAUUCUUUGGAAUGUUUAAACAGAUUUGCACACAAUGACACAUUUAUCUACUAUUUCCCAGUUGUCUUCACAUUAUAAUUUGUUGAUUUUAAUUGAUUUUGGGUAAGAUAUCAUAAUGUAGUUAUCAUAAUGUACUACUUCACAUUCCUUGUUAAUCCUAUCUAUUUCCUCUAUUCUGUACUAAUAUCCACCAAAUGAAGCUUAUCAUGCCGUGAAUGUCUGAGGGCACUUUAGUAAUGAAUAUCUUCCAACCCAUUGGCCGCUAAGAGCACUUUAGGAGUCUUGACAUUUGACUAUUUUCAAAGCUAGUCAGGGACAGGCCUUUCAGCAGAUUCAGUUUCCUUUCAGAAGUGGAUUAUGGCACUGACUCUCAAAAAGGACAUUAACAGCAAAGUGGCAGCCUCCCGUGAUUGUUCUGCGAACAUGAUUGAAAUGUCUGCACCUCAUCAUUUUCAAUUAUAGGAGUGAAAUACUCUUUGAUUCCACUAAACAUCUAUAAUAUAAUUGCCUUAUGAUCUAAAUAUAGGAUGGAUUAUUUGAUUUACUUUGUCAAAGUUCUCAAAAGGUGAAUGCCAAAUGUAAUUUCUGCUGUUUUAAAGGUCUAGCAGUUAUGCUUUAGCUUGUCCAUCAGAUAUUCACAUCUCUAAUAGAUAAUAAUGUAGCCCCCAAAUUCGAUUAGGAGAAAUUGGAAUCUUUCAGAAAGUUGGCUCACACAUUUAGUCAAAGCUUAGGUAAGACCGCAAUCUGAACCACCAUUUAGUUAUGGAAUGCAUGCGUUUUGAAUAAUGGAUUCCUUCAGAAAUGUACUUCAGAAAUCCUUUGAGUGGAGUUGUGAGUCAUGCAAUGAAAAAAAACAUCUACUUAGAGGUUUUAUUGUAAUUUUUUAUUUUUAUGAUAUCCAAUUGGUAGUCUUGUCCCAUCGCUGCAACUCCCGUACGGACUCGGGUGAGGCGAAGGUCGAGAGCCAUGCAUCCUCCGAAACACGGCCCUGCCAAGCCGCGCUGCUUCUUGACACACCGUUCGCUUAACCCGGAUCUCAACCGCAUCAAUGUGUCGGAGGAAACACCGUACAACUGGCGACCGAAGUCAGUGUGCAUGCGCCCGCGCGCCACAGGAGUCGCUAGAGCGUGAUUAGACAAGGACAUCCCGGCCAGCCUAACCCGGACGACGCUGGGCCAAUUGUGAGCCGCCUCAUGGGUCUCCCAGUCGCGGCCGGCUACAACACAGCCUGGGAUCGAACCCGGGUCUGUAGUGAAGCCUCUUAGACCGCUGCAUCAAUCUACACACAAUACCCCAUAAUUACAAAGCAAACACAGUUUUUUAGACAUUUUUGCAAAUGUAUUACAAAUAAAAACUGAUAUGACAUUUACAUAAGUAUUCAGACCCUUUACUCAGUACUUUGUUGAAGCACCUUUGGCAGCGAUUACAGCCUCGAGUGACGCUACAAGCUUGGCACUCCUGUUUUUGGGGAGGUCCUCCCAUUCUUCUCUGCAGAUCCUCUCAAGCUCUGUCAGGUUGGAUGGGUAGCGUCGCUGCACAGCUAUUUUCAGGUCUCCAUAGAUGUUAGAUCGGAUUCAAGUCCGGGCUCUGGCUGGGCCACUCAAGGACAUUCAAAGACUUGUCCUGAAGCCACUCCUGCGUUGUCUUGGCUGUGUGCUUAAGGUCGUUGUCCUGUUGGAAGGUGAACAUUCGCCCCAGUCUGAGGUCCUGUAAGCUCUGAAGCAGGUUUUCAUCAAGGAUCUCUCUGUACUUUGCUCCGUUCAUCUUUCCCUCAAUCCUGACUAGUCUCCCUGCCACUGAAAAACAUCCCCACAGCAUGAUGCUGCCACCACCGUGCUUCACUGUAAAGAUGGUGCCAGGUUUCCUCCAGAUGUGACGCUUGGCAUUCAUCAGAUCAGAUAAUCUUGUUUCUCAUGGUCUGAGAGUCCUUUAAGUGCCUUUCGGCAAACUCCAAGCGGGCUGUCAUGUGCCUUUUACCGAGGAGUGGCUUCCGUCUGGCCACUCUACCAUAAAGGCCUGAUUGGUGGAGUGCUGCAGAGAUGGUUGGCCUUCUGGAAGGUUCUCCCAUCUCCACAGAGGAACUCUGGAGCUCUGUCAGAGUGACCAUCAGGUUCAUGGUCACCUCCCUGACCAAGGCCCUUCUCCCCCGAUUGCUCAGUUUGGCCGGGCAGGCAAAUCUAGGAAGAGUCUUGGUGGUUCCAAACUUCUUCGAUUUAAGAAUGAUGGAGGCCACUGUGUUCUUGGGGACCUUCAAUGCUGCAGAAAUGUUUUGCUACCCUUCCCCAGAUCUGUGCCUCGACACAAUCCUGUCUCGGAGCUCUACAGACAAUUCCUUCGACCUCAUGGCUUGGUUUUUGCUCUGACAUGCACUGUCAACUGUGGGACCUUAUAUAGACAGGUGUGUGCCUUUCCAAAUCAUGUCCAAUCAAUUGAUUUUACCACAAGUGGACUCCAAUCAAGUUGUAGAAACAUCUCAAGGAUGAUCAAUGAAAACAGGAUGCACCUGAGCUCAAUUUCGAGUCUCAUAGCAAAGGGUCUGAAUACUUAUGUAAAUAAGGUAUUUCUGUUUUUUAUUUUAAUACAGUGUCUCAGCCAGUGAAGAGCCCAGACCUGGUGGGUAUAUCCAAUUUAAAGGGCUUUAAAACGUUGGGGAAGAAACGUCUAUGAAAUACGCCUUUGACCCACUGUCGCAGACUAUGUCAAUAUGGACUCGUUACAGAUUGUUAAACUUCUUUUGUUUUAUGUCUUGCGCCUUGUAUAAUAUUUCUGGAAGUGAAUGUGGAAUCAUUGUUUUAUUUUUCCUCCCUAAUUAUGGGAACAUGAAUAAGGAGACUUUCAUUCCAUUCCAGAAGAGGAAGCAGGGUAUAAAAUUCAAGAAACAGAAAUCUUACACCGCACCAUGUGGAUCUUUAUCAUUUCUCCUCAUGACAGUUUAAUCUCCACUAAAGCCACACAUUUCUAGGGAAACAAACAACCAAUGAUUAUUAUUUUGUGCAGAGCAUGGAUAAUUAAAUUGACAAUCUGUCUUUUUUGUACUGGUAUUGAAGAGUAACUAAUGCAUGCCCACAGCCCGGCAUUCAGCAUAUUGACCAGUAUGGCUGGUCGAGGGCCAUCCUCAGGCUGCCGAUUGCUGUUUGGGCUGUGGAAGAAGCACACAUGGCUCUUUCUCUACAUCGUUAAAUUAGCGUUCGCAGAGCAGUGAAUUAGGGAGGGAAGGUGUGGUGGAAGAGAUUACCUGUAGUUAGGCUAUACACUGAUGGGCCUCUGUUUCAUGGAAACGGCAGUUGUUUUUGUUUUCCUGAUCGCCGCUUUGGGCUUCUUUAACAUUGUAUGGUCAGUCACUUCAAUGUACUAGCUGUUUGUUUUUGUUAUCCUACAGUGCCUAUACAGACCUGAUGAGUGUCAAUAGGCCUAGCUCUGGUCUGUUAGGGUUGCUUUACCCCAGAAAGACAUUUGUCACUCAUUCUGUUUUGCAAUGACGGCAAAACCAUCAAAAAAUAUGCAGCUUUUCAUGUUAAUAUUGUCCUGACGUAUUCAAAAUGACUUGUGUUUUGCUAAUCUGUUCUAGUAUAACAGGGAUUUCUAGAGAACCCCAGAGGAGUUUUAGUGGUGUGAUGUGAUCCAAGCUGAAUCCUUUAAUUCAAUUAGAAACGGCUGGCUCGACUUUCUAGAAAGUCGGCACGCUUCAUUCCAAGAUAUUUUUUUUUAAAGUCCUCCGCUAACACAAGUGAUGUACUGUGCUGCGUAUUGCCUUGUUUGUUUAAGGAGAGGUUGAGAUUUCAUUAAAACAUGAACAGUAAGUCCAUUCAGGAGAGCAGAGUGCACCUGUUGAAAUGUAACCAGUAUUAUUUGCUUUAUUGAUUUUACAAGGAAACCUGACGCUCUCUAGCAGACUAACAUCUCAGAGAGGGGCUGGCUCUGUCACAGUGAGUGGGCUUUGCGGCUGCAUUGUUGGCCGCUGGCCACUACAAACCAUUAAGACACAAUAUGGGCACAGCAAUAAUUUAAUUUGUCAGGGGCGUGUAGGGGUUGACCGUACACAGACAAAGUUUUGACAAAACUAACAAGUCACAGUUAGGUUAGAACAAAAUUGCAUAAGUGAGUUUUCUAGUUUCUGUGUCACUGGUAUUGUCAUAGAUGAUUAAUUGCCAUGUAAUAGCGGUGUGAUAAAGUAAACUGCCAGUUCUUUGCCACUGGCUUUGGUGUUUCUGGUGAAAUCUGGUGAAAUAUCCUUUUGGUGAGUGGUGCUCAGUACAAUAUUUAUUGUCCAUCACUGUUGAAAUGAGAGUGGUAAAACCCACCCUUGGUUAUUGUCCAUGUUAAGGAUCUGUGGGUGGGUCUCCAGAGACCCUCCACUCCACCAUACUAGACUCUAUUGGAGUGGAAUCAGUGUCUGCUCUCUGCUGCAUCCCAGGAAUCAAUGAGUCACGCCAUGGAAAGCCUCACCUCUCAACAGAAAAAAAACAGCCAUCUUGGAUUUGUCACACGUUUCAUGCACAGUACAGUACACAGGCUCCCUCUAUGUAUAGACAGUGUCUGUGCUGUUCAGCAUCCAGGAAUCUAGGAGGAACACUUUGUGUCAGUUGAAAGAUUGAUAAACUGAAAAGUCAAAGUGAAUGUGCAUUUCAAAACUACUCUGUAUUGAUUGAUUGCCCUUUGUAAAAUGUUUGCCGCUUACAGCCUGUGUUUUUUCAGGUUGGAUGUGCCUACAUGCAGAACAUAAUUGACUUAUGUGUGAUUUGAUGCUGUUGUGUGUUUUUCAGAUGAAGAAGGAGCUGACUGACAAUGACUCAAUCACCCAGGAAGUUGUCGGCAAUGCCCACAUCGAAAACUAUGCCUUAAAAAUGUUCCUCUACGCUGACAACGAGGAUCGAUCUGGACGAUUCCAC
This is a messenger RNA of Coregonus sp. 'balchen', 5020 nucleotides long. Lineage: Eukaryota; Metazoa; Chordata; Actinopteri; Salmoniformes; Salmonidae. The record is from the annotation of a GenBank genome assembly.